AUGAUGGAGGGCAGCAUGCAAGAGGCUACCUUAGCGGAGCCUGAGCAAACAGUGUGUGAAUUUGAGGGCACUAGAAGACCAGUUUUUGCGGAAGAGCUGCCUCCUGCUGAUGAAGAGAUGCUCGAGAAGGAGCUAUCCGAGUUGGACACCCUUGGUCUUGGAUUAAAGGAAGGGGGCGAUGCUGCAGGACUGCUUGAGGCAGCUUGUCUGCCAUCCGGCGACGAGAUGACGUUGAGGGAGGGAUAUAUGCCAACAAGCCCAGUCUACUCCAGCAUAGACUUGCCCGAGGAAGAUGAAGUUCGGGCACCCAACAAGAAGCGGCCGCACGCUGUAGCUUCUGGUGACGCCGUUCCUGAGCCCGAGGAGCAACGAAGCACAUCAAGAGGGCAGCGCCGCAUCAAACUGUCUUUACAGCCGCAACCACCGACGUGCGAUACCCUUCUAAGCCCCAUGCCGGUCGAUGAGCCAGCGGCAGCGGGAACGGAACAGAGCUGCCCUACUUUUCCUGGCCAGCCCCCGGAGGUCAACGACCGGCCUCGAGCAACCAGUUUUGGUGCAUCUCAGCUUGCGCCCGCGUUCCAUACCAAAGAGAUGCCUGCAGAAAGGUGGUGGCAGGAAGGGACACGCUAA
Molecule: messenger RNA, 630 nt
Organism: Klebsormidium nitens
Lineage: Eukaryota; Viridiplantae; Streptophyta; Klebsormidiophyceae; Klebsormidiales; Klebsormidiaceae
Source: the annotation of a GenBank genome assembly